Messenger RNA from Debaryomyces hansenii CBS767, 1914 nucleotides. RefSeq lists its product as uncharacterized. Gene Ontology annotation, biological process: positive regulation of actin filament depolymerization; actin filament depolymerization. Gene Ontology annotation, molecular function: actin filament binding. Gene Ontology annotation, cellular component: cortical actin cytoskeleton. Bases 1 to 1914 code for a protein of 637 amino acids. NCBI's taxonomy places the organism in Eukaryota, Fungi, Ascomycota, Pichiomycetes, Serinales, Debaryomycetaceae. The record is from RefSeq and is a predicted model, not a curated record. The transcript has a single exon.
AUGUCAAUUAAACCAUGCAAAUUAUAUCCGCCACAACCUUCGACGGUUCGGGCUCAAUCGCUCCAUUUAUCAUACGAUCCGGUCCAUGAUAGAAUUGCUUAUCCUAACGGGAAAUCGAUUAUAGUUAGGCCAUUAGAUCCCAAGAAUACAGCUGUUGGCGCUAAACAGUUCACCAAGCAUAUUCACACUACUACGGCGGCCACGUUUGCGCCAUCAGGGAAUUACGUAGCUUCGGGUGACGAAUCAGGACAGGUGAAGAUCUGGGAUAGCGCAGUAGUCGGUGGAAGCACUGAUGGUACGGAAUCGGCAUUUGAACAGCCUUACAUUAAGAGCGAGUUCCAGAUACUUUCGGGUCCAAUCAAGGACAUUGCGUGGGAUGCGGACAAUUCGAGAAUAAUUGCUGUGGGCCAAGGGAAGGAUAAAUUUGGCCAUUGUUUCACCUGGGAUUCUGGGAAUUCGAUUGGGGAGAUCCAGGGACAUUCAUCUACGAUAAAUGCAGUUGCAAUAAAGCCACAGAGGCCAUACAGAGCUGCGACGGUGAGUGAUGAUAAGGCAUUGGUAUUCUUUAACGGGCCACCGUUUAAGUUCGACAAGAGUAUUAGGGGUAACCACACCAACACCAUUAGAGAUGUCAGUUUCUCACCCGAUGGAAAAUGGUUGGUGAGUGUCGGUUCCGAUAGACUUAUUGCUCUUUAUGAUGGUAAAACGGGUGAAUUCGUUAAGAAAAUUGAAAAUGCCCAUGAGGGAGGUAUCUUUGGUGUAAACUGGUUCAAAGACUCAUCGAAGUUUGUUACCUGUUCGGCUGACAACACGGUUAAAUCUUGGGAUGUUGAAUCGGCAAAAUCUGUUGAAACUUAUGUUGUUGAUUCUUCUGUAACUGUUGAUAACCAACAAGUAGGUGUUAUAGUUGCCAACGAUUACAUCGUAUCCCUCUCCUUCAAUGGUAAUUUAAACUAUUUCAAAGAGAACGAUUCAAAUUUGGCCUUUGUCCUUUCUGGUCAUCAACAGCCAUUGACGAGUGUAAAGUAUAAGUCUGAGAGUGAGUUACUAUUCACUGGAGGUUCGGAUGGUAGCAUCUACCAACGGGAGGUCGAUGAGAAAUCUACAUUGAGCCCAAUACCAAGCGCAGUCGGUGAUUCCAAAACAAAACACAGUAAUUAUGUUGUUGAUAUAGUCUCGUCAGGAAAAGAAGAAUUAAUUACUUCCGGUUGGGAUGAUACUCUUAAGAUUUGGAAUGCUAAAGACUUGGCCACUACUAUACCAUUAGAAUCUGGACAGCCAAAGCAAGUGUUUCAAGUGACUGAAAGUACAGUAAUCGUAUUAUUUGAAUCAAAUAUCGAAUUAUACUCGAAAACUUCUGGUAACUUGAAAAAAGUCACCGCCGUCGAUUUGGAAUUUUCGGCAUCCAGCAUCUCAUUGGUUCCUUCGACUGAUAAAUUACUUGUGACAAACUUAACUGCAAAUACAGUUGAAGAAUAUAUUGUUGAUUCCAACUCGAUUGUUAAACUGUCAACAAAUUUCCCUCAAGGACGUGCUCCUCCUACUUUAGUCCGUGUGUCUCCAGAUGGCAAAUAUGCGGCUGUUGCUGAUAGUUCUGGUAAGUAUACAGUCUAUAAUGCAAAUGACCGUUCAGUGGUCACUACUCGUUGGGCAUUCCAUAGCAGUAAAGUUCUUGAUGCUAAGUGGACUACAGACUCUAAGUUUAUUAUCAGUGUUGGUUUGGAUAGUGGAAUAUUUAUUUAUUCUGUAGACAAGCCUUCGAAGGUUUUGAAGUUCCCAUUGGCUCAUCAAAAUGGUGUAUCCGGUGUAGAAUGGACGAGUUAUGAAUUUAAUGAUAAAAAAUCGGCCUCUUUUAUUACGACUGGUCUGGAUGGUGUUAUUAAGACGUGGAAUGUGGAUUUAAGCGUUUAUUAG